UUUUACUGGAAAAGGUGUGGCUUUGAAGCGAUAAUGCGGGUUGUGUGAAUGUGUUUCUUUUCUUUCCAUGAAAAUUGUUUUGAACCAUUUGCUUGGUUUCCGGUAUAACGGCGAGAAACCGAAGAAGAGGGGAGGAAAAUAUUGAAUCUCACAUUUUCUGUUGUCUGUGUUUCUAAGUAAAACGAGUUUAUCAAGCUUGAGUCGUGGAUAUUGAGCCAACAGUUUGAUUUUUUUCCUUUCAUUUUCUACAUUUUCUCGGCAUCAGAACGGAACAACUACUCUUUCCUGCCUCCUUUUGUUGUUUUCUCUGGAAGGGUUAGGUGCGUCCAUGUAAAGAUGGUUUCUUGAUGCUCUUUUUUGCUCCUUCUCUUAUUUGUUUUAGAUCGGUAACCUAAAUCCAGAGUCUCAUUAGAUCCAAGAAUUUCCGUCACGAAUUGCCCAAAAUCUGAAGGUUGUGUGGGCCAGGGUCUUGAAGGAGAGAAUCAGAGAACAGUUGGCUCACCCCUUUCCCAUUUUCAGUACAAGGGAAGCUAGAAUAUGCAGACACCAAAAAGAAGAACUGGCUCUUUGGAAGUGCCUCCAAGGACAUCACCAGCAACGCCUCGAACUGCUCGGAAACUAAAGACACCAGGAUCAGAUGGCGAUUCAGUUUCCUCUCCCCAUCCAGCAAGCAGGACACCAAAAGACAGAAGUCCUAAAAUUGUCAAAUCAACGCGAAGCCCAGUAUCUGAGAAGAAGCGGCCAAGCAAACUUUCUGAAUUGGAAUCUCAGGUUGCUCAACUCCAAGAGGAUCUGAAGAAGACAAAGGACCAGCUAAACUCAUCCGAGUCAUGGAAGAGAAGAGCCCAUCAGGAGGCUGAAGAGGCAAAAAAGCAGCUAUUAGCUGUAUCAGCAAAGCUUGAGGAGUCCCAGCAGCAGCUGCUGGAGCUCUCUGCUUCUGAGGAAGAUCGGGUACAAGAGCUCCGCAAAAUAUCCCAGGACCGGGACCGUGCAUGGCAGUCUGAACUUGAGGCUGUCCAGAAGCAGCACUCAAUGGAUUCUGCUGCCCUGGUUUCUGCCAUGAAUGAGAUCCAGAAGCUCAAAAUCCAGCUGGAAAUGGUGGCUGACUCCGAGGCUUCUCAAACCAAACAUGCAGAGUCGGCACAUGUUGAAAUUCAGAGGUUAAGAAUUGAACUUGCAGAUACUCUCUCUCUGGUAGAGGAAAUGAAAACCCAGCUCAAUGAUCGCAAAGAAUCUGAAGCUCGGGCGCUCAAAGUUGUUACUCAAACUCAAAUGCAAUUGGAAACAGCCAAGGCAGCUGCAGAAACAAUUCGGUCAGAUGGUGUUAAGGCCAUGGAGGCUUAUAACUCCAUAACAUUGGAGCUGGAUCAAUCAAAUGCUCAAGUAAAUUCUUUGGAGGGACUUGUGAGCAAACUCCAGGAAGAUCUAGUUAAUAGUAGCAGCACAAGUGCAGCGAAUCCAUCAGAUGAUGCUAAACUUGCACGGGAAAAUGGAGAAAAUGAGGACACAAACCAGCUUAAACAAGAGCUUAAUUUGGUGAGAUUUGAAGUGGGUCAAUUGAGAUCUGCAUUGGAUGCUGCGGAGAUCAGGUACCAGGAAGAAUACAUCCAGAGCACAUUGCAGAUACGAAGUGCCUAUGAACAAGCAGAACGUACAAGAUCAGAAUCACGCCAAAGAGAGGCUGAAUUGGAGGCAGAGUUGAGGAAAGCAAAAGUGAUUGUUGAAGAUUUGAAGGUGAACCUGAUGGAUAAGGAGACCAAAUUGCAGAACAUUUCAGAGGAGAACAAAGUGCUGAAUGUGAAGAUUGAGCAGAAUCAGUCUAAUGAAAGGGAACCUGAACUGCAAAUGGAACUGAAGAAGUCAGAGGCUACUUUGGCAGAUUUGAAGACAAGUUUGCUGGACAAGGAGACAGAGCUGCAGAGCAUAACAGAAGAGAAUGAAAUGCUGAAAUUGGAAAUCAAGAAAAAGGAAACAGAGAACGAUAAAGUGAAUGAUGAAGCUGUUGCAAAAAUAGAAGCUGCAAAGGCUGCAGAGAAAGAGGCAUUGACUAAGCUUGGUUAUUUAACAGAGGAAGCAGAUAAAAACAGUAGAAGAGCAGAAAGAGUGACUGAGCAGCUGGAUGCAACACAGGCUGCAAAUUCAGAACUGGAGGCUGAAUUAAGGAGAUUGAAGGUGCAGUCAGAUCAGUGGAGAAAGGCAGCUGAGGCAGCUGCUGCCAUGCUCUCAACAGGAAAUAACGGCAAAAUUGUAGAAAGAACAGGAUCUCUGGACAACAACUACCACACAAUUGGUGCAAGGAUAGGUUCACCCUGCUCAGAGGACAUGGAUGAUGAUUCACCCAAGAAGAAAAAUGGGAACAUGCUGAAGAAGAUUGGGGUCUUGUGGAAGAAAGGCCAGAAGUAGAUGGAGCGUGUUUCAGGUUCAUAUGUUAUUUUGUUGGUUAAGUAAUAUCCUAUUAUCAUAAUCUUCACUCGCUUAUUUUCUUAACAGGCAUUUUGGCGGGUGGUUACUGGUGGAGAGCUCUUUUGCAGACUAUUUGUUAAGUAUGUGUAAACAUGUAGACCUAAACAUGCAGAGAACAUGGUAUUGUUGUAUUUUGCUGUGAUAAUCUUUCUGGUUGGGUUGUGGAUUCAUUUCUUUGGAGGAAAUAUCAUGUAUGAAAUGGGGCAACCAUCAGAAAAUGUAAACAAAGUCCUCCUUUUCAUGUCUGUUCAUUUUGAAACAUGUUGCUAGCAUUGGAACUCCUUCAGUGAACUUGGCUAAUGAUUCUGUUCAUCA
This is a messenger RNA of Vitis vinifera (wine grape), 2778 nucleotides long. RefSeq names its product interactor of constitutive active ROPs 2, chloroplastic. The record is from RefSeq and is a predicted model, not a curated record. Bases 538 to 2403 code for a protein of 621 amino acids. The transcript has 4 exons. NCBI's taxonomy places the organism in Eukaryota, Viridiplantae, Streptophyta, Magnoliopsida, Vitales, Vitaceae.